Messenger RNA from Arabidopsis lyrata subsp. lyrata, 2761 nucleotides. Its product is annotated as putative G-type lectin S-receptor-like serine/threonine-protein kinase At1g61610. The transcript is spliced from 7 exons. Gene Ontology annotation, biological process: recognition of pollen; protein phosphorylation. NCBI's taxonomy places the organism in Eukaryota, Viridiplantae, Streptophyta, Magnoliopsida, Brassicales, Brassicaceae. The coding region runs from base 121 to 2658 and encodes 845 amino acids. The record is from RefSeq and is a predicted model, not a curated record. Gene Ontology annotation, molecular function: ATP binding; protein serine/threonine kinase activity.
UCGUUAAAUUGAGAAAGACCAACUAGUCUACAUGAAAAUUCAACAGCCACUUUUUUUGUUCUUUUCUUUAUUUUCCUUCUCGUCGUUUAAAGAUCUCUGAAGAUCCAAAUCAUCUCAAAUAUGGCAGAAUUUUACAGAAACCUUACUUUGGUGACGACCCUUUUGAUUUUGCUUCAACUAUGUACCAACGUAUCUUGCUCCACAAGCAACUCAAUCACCAGAAACCACACGAUACGAGAUGGAGACUCACUUGUCAGCGAGGAUGAAAGCUUCGAGCUUGGAUUCUUCAGCCCCAAAGAUUCUACUUUCAGGUAUGUCGGAAUAUGGUACAAGAACAUCGAACCUCGAACAGUUGUCUGGGUUGCGAAUCGAGAGAAGCCAUUGUUGGAUCACAAGGGAGCUUUGAAGAUUGCAGAUGAUGGGAAUUUGGUGGUCGUCAAUGGGCAAAACGACACCAUUUGGUCUACAAAUGCUAAGCCCGAGUCAAACAACACUGUUGCUGUUCUGUUGAAAACAGGGGAUUUGGUUCUGUUUUCAGACUCAGAUAGAGGCAAAUGGUAUUGGGAGAGUUUUAACAAUCCAACCGACACUUUCUUGCCCGGUAUGAGGGUUCGGGUGAAUCCUUCGCAUGGAGAAAAUCGGGCUUUUACCCCGUGGAAAUCCGAGAAUGAUCCUUCACCAGGAAAGUAUUCAAUGGGCAUCGAUCCUGUUGGAGCACUAGAGAUUGUGAUUUGGGAAGGGGAAAAGAGGAAAUGGCGUAGCGGACCGUGGAAUUCAGCUAUCUUUACGGGUAUACCGGAUAUGUUCCGUUUCACGAAUUAUAUUUACGGGUUUAAGCUCUCUCCUCCGGAUCGAGAUGGUAGCGUGUACUUCACGUAUGUUGCCUCAGAUAGUUCCGAUUUCUUGAGGUUUUGGAUUAGGUUUGAUGGCGUAGAAGAGCAGUAUAGAUGGAAUAAGGAUGCCAAGAACUGGACAUUGCUUCAAUGGAAACCGAGCACGGAAUGUGAGAAGUAUAACCGUUGUGGUAAUUAUAGUGUAUGUGAUGAUAGCAAGGAGUUUGAUUCCGGUAAAUGCAGUUGCAUUGAUGGGUUUGAGCCUGUUCAUCAGGAUCAAUGGAACAACAAGGAUUUCUCAGGUGGCUGCAAGAGAAGAGUUCAGUUGAACUGUAAUCAGAGUGUGGUUGCGGAUCAAGAAGAUGGGUUUAAGGUACUUAAGGGAAUUAAGGUGCCUGAUUUUGGAUCAGUUGUUUUACAUAACAACUCAGAGACCUGUAAAGAUGUAUGCGCAAGAAACUGUUCGUGUAAGGCUUAUGCGGUUGUAUUAGGGAUCGGAUGCAUGAUUUGGACCCAUGAUUUGAUCGAUAUGGAGCAUUUUAAACGCGGUGGAAACUUUAUCAACAUCCGGCUAGCGGGUUCUGAACUAGGAGGUGGAAAAGAAAAAUCAAAACUUUGGAUAAUUAUUUUCAGUGUUAUAGGUGCAUUCUUACUAGGAUUAUGCAUUUGGAUCUUAUGGAAGUUCAAGAAAAGUCUCAAAGCUUUCUUUUGGAAGAAGAAAGAUCUUCCAGUUUCUGAUAUCAGAGAGAGCAGUGAUUACUCGGUGAAGUCCUCAAGCUCGCCGAUCAAACUUCUAGUAGGGGAUCAAGUUGACACACCCGAUUUGCCAAUUUUCAGUUACGACAGCGUAGCCUUAGCAACAGGAGAUUUCGCUGAAGAAAACAAACUAGGACAUGGCGGAUUCGGUACUGUAUAUAAGGGAAACUUUUCAGAAGGAAGAGAGAUUGCGGUGAAGAGACUAUCCGGGAAAUCUAAGCAAGGGCUAGAGGAAUUCAAGAACGAGAUCUUACUAAUCGCGAAACUUCAGCAUCGAAAUCUUGUUAGAUUACUGGGAUGUUGCAUUGAAGACAACGAGAAAAUGCUUCUCUAUGAAUACUUACCAAACAAGAGUUUGGAUCGCUUCCUUUUUGAUGAGAGUAAACGAGGAAGUUUGGACUGGAGAAAACGAUGGGAGAUCAUUGGAGGAAUUGCGAGGGGAUUACUUUACUUACAUAGAGACUCAAGACUAAAGAUCAUUCACCGUGACCUAAAAGCUAGCAAUAUCUUGCUAGACACGGAAAUGAAUCCAAAGAUUUCAGAUUUCGGUAUGGCUAGGAUCUUCAACUACCGACAAGACCAGGCCAACACGAUCCGAGUCGUCGGCACAUAUGGUUAUAUGGCUCCGGAGUAUGCAAUGGAAGGGAUAUUCUCUGAGAAAUCAGAUGUGUAUAGCUUUGGAGUGUUGAUAUUGGAGAUUGUGAGUGGAAGAAAAAACCUUAGCUUUCGAGGGUCUGAACAUGGAAGUCUCAUCGGUUAUGCGUGGCAUUUAUGGAGCCAAGGAAAGACAAAAGAGCUGAUAGAUCCAACUGUGAAGGACACUAGAGACGUAACGGAAGCGAUGAGAUGCAUCCACGUAGGGAUGUUGUGUACACAAGACUCGGUCAUUCACCGACCAAACAUUGGUUCUGUUUUAUUGAUGUUGGAGAGUAGAACCAGUGAACUUCCACGUCCGAGACAACCGACCUUCCACUCGUUCUUGAACUCCGGUGAGAUUGAACUCAACUUGGACGGUCAUGAUGUUGCAUCGGUCAACGAUGUUACUUUCACAACAAUUGUUGGUAGAUGACUCAUUGACCAUAAGUUAUUAAUCUUCCCCUACGCUCUUUGACUAUUCAUUUUGUCUCGAAGUCUUUCCUCCAUAGUUUUCACUUUUCAACAUUUUUACAUAA